Molecule: messenger RNA, 474 nt
Organism: Monoraphidium neglectum
Lineage: Eukaryota; Viridiplantae; Chlorophyta; Chlorophyceae; Sphaeropleales; Selenastraceae
Exons: 4
Coding region: 1-474 (157 amino acids)
Source: RefSeq, a predicted model, not a curated record
AUGUGCAGACCAGGGCUGACAACGUGCAGUGGUAGUUCACUAGCUAAGCCCAAGUUGCCGCUGCUGCUGCCGCUGCUGCCGCUGCUGCUGCCGCUGCUGCCGCUGCUGCUGCCGCUGCUGCUGCCGCUGCUGCUGCCGCUGCUGCCGCUGCUGCUGCCGCUGCUGCCGCUGCUGCUGCUGCUGCUGCCGCUGCUGUUGCUGCUGCUGCUGCUGCUGCUGCUGGGGCCGCCUACGGUGUACGGCGUGCAGCGCGACGGGCCUAGCAAAUGGGAGGUGGCCAAGGAGGCGCGGGGCGUGGCGCAGGAGGCCCUCACAGAGGCGGAGCGAGGCAUCAAGGGUUUGUCCGGGGCAGCGGCUGCCAAGGCUGGCGCGUCAGCCUCAACAGCAGCCGCGGCGGCGGACCCUCUGGCUUACGGCAUUACUUCAGAGCUGCAGCAGUUUGUGUCGAGCCUCACUUACAGCACUUUCAGGUGA